Diospyros lotus (date-plum) is the source of this 2607-nucleotide messenger RNA. Its product is annotated as gamma-tubulin complex component 2. The transcript is spliced from 22 exons. The record is from RefSeq and is a predicted model, not a curated record. Gene Ontology annotation, biological process: meiotic cell cycle; mitotic cell cycle; spindle assembly. Bases 222 to 2327 code for a protein of 701 amino acids. Lineage: Eukaryota; Viridiplantae; Streptophyta; Magnoliopsida; Ericales; Ebenaceae. Gene Ontology annotation, molecular function: gamma-tubulin binding; microtubule minus-end binding. Gene Ontology annotation, cellular component: centrosome; equatorial microtubule organizing center; spindle pole.
UAUAGCUUCAAUUUUCUAACGCGCACUCCCGCUUCAAUUUGCGGAUUCUGCUCUCUCUCUCUGAAACUCUACAAACCGAUUCGCCUCUGUCACUUCGAUCAGCUUACUGGAACCGACUUUCCGAUCUGUUGCAGGAUUUCCGAUCUCAGAUUCAUUUCUCUCAGAUGCAGCUGUGAAGAAACCCUAAUUGCACACAUAUAUCUAUAUAUACUUACUGUUCCAUGGAUUCGUUGUGCCCGCCUUUAACUCCUCGAUGGAAUGCUGAUAGACCCUUCCUCACCGGUCAAUUUCACCAGGAAUCAAAGGCCUCAUCCUCUCAAACUGCUGGCUUUUCAAUGGAUUUGUUUAGUCCUGGAAUGGAGAAGGCCAUAGGUUGCUACAAUGCUUCUGUUCAGGAACUGAUUGUCAUUGAUGAUCUUUUGUCUGCUUUGAUUGGAGUUGAAGGACGAUACACUUCGAUCAAAAGAGUACAAGGGAAGGAUGAUAAUUUUACCUUCCAGGUUGAUGCAUCUAUGGAUUUAGCAUUUCAGGAAUUGGCAAAACGGCUAUUCCCAUUGUGUGAGUGCUAUUUGUUGAUUAAUCAGUUUGUGGAAUCAAGGUCUCAGUUCAAGACAGGUCUAGUUAAUCAUGCCUUUGCUGCUGCACUACGAGCACUCCUUCUAGAUUACCAGGCCAUGGUGGCACAGCUUGAACAUCAGUUUCGAUUGGGAAGACUUUCGAUUCAAGGAUUAUGGUUUUACUGUCAGCCGAUGAUGGGAUCAAUGCAAGCACUGUCUGUUGUGAUAAAAAAGGCUUUAGCUAGUAAUUUUGUGGGAUCAGCAGUGCUUAAUCUUCUGCAGAGUCAGGCUAAAGCCAUGGCAGGCGAUCAUGCAGUCAGGUCAUUACUGGAAAAGAUAACACAAAAUGCAACCAAUGCUUAUCUUGGCAUAUUAGAAAGGUGGUUGUAUGAAGGAGUGAUUGAUGAUCCAUAUGACGAGUUCUUUAUUGCCGAGAAUAAGUCUCUGCAAAAGGAAAGUCUUACUCAAGAUUAUGGUGCAAAAUAUUGGCGACAACGUUACAGUCUGAAGGAUGAUAUUCCUACCUUCCUUACAAAUGCUGCUGGAACAAUUUUGACUACGGGAAAAUAUUUGAAUGUGAUGAGGGAAUGUGGGCACAGUGUUCAGGUCCCCAUUUCAGAACAAUUCAAAUUGAUGAGCUUUGGCGGAAAUCAUCAAUAUCUUGAGUGUAUAAAGGCUGCUUAUGAGUUUGCCAGUGGUGAGCUCUUAAAUCUCAUAAAAGAAAAGUAUGACCUCAUGGGAAAGCUGCGGUCUAUGAAACAUUAUCUUCUUCUUGACCAGGGUGAUUUCUUGGUUCAUUUUAUGGAUAUAGCUCGAGAUGAGCUCUUAAAGAAGCCUGAGGAGAUUUCUGUUGAGAAGCUGCAGUCUCUGCUAGACCUUGCUUUACGCACUACAGCAGCUGCAGCAGAUCCUUGUCAUGAGGACUUAACAUGUUGUGUGGAAAGAUCUACUUUGAUCAGAACAUUGAGCAUGCUCAAAGAUCUUGAAAUCAAACGGACUGGUGAUAGCACUGAUGUGGAGGAACCUUUGAGCAUUACUGGCCUAGAGACAUUUUCUUUGAGCUAUAAGGUUCAGUGGCCUUUGUCUCUUGUAAUAUCAAGAAAGGCCUUAACAAAAUAUCAGCUGAUAUUCCGUUUCUUGUUUCACUGUAAACAUGUGGACCGCCAGCUUUGUGGGGCCUGGCAAUUACAUCAAGUUGUCCGUGCUCUUAACACGCAAGGAACUGCAAUCUCUCGGUCAUCUCUGUUGUGCCGUAGCAUGCUUAAAUUUAUCAGUAGCCUUUUACAUUAUCUAACAUUUGAGGUUCUGGAACCCAACUGGCAUGUGAUGCAUAAUAGACUGCAAACUGCAAAGAGCAUCGAUGAGGUUAUCCAAUACCAUGAUUUUUUCCUCCAGAAGUGUCUGAGGGAAUGCUUGCUUCUUUUGCCUGAGCUCCUUAAGAAAGUGGAGAGGCUGAAAUCUAUAUGCCUUCAGUAUGCAGCAGCAACACAAUGGGUGAUUUCUUCUUCCAUUGACAUCCCUAAGAUUGAUACGCCAUCUGACGGUUCCCUUGGGAUGGAAAAGAUAAGACAUUUGAAAAUAAGGCACCCAUCUCACACACUUAAGUUUGCCGCAGAAAAUGCAACUGUGACAGAAUCUAUUCUGAGAUUCGAGAGGGAAUUCAAUUCUGAGCUUCAGAGCCUCGGGCCAAUUUUGAGCAGCAGUUCUCAAGCCGAACCAUAUUUAACUCAUCUUGCUCAGUGUAUUCUUGGAGUUGGAAGGGAGCAGUAGUUUCUGACAUCCUCCCUCUCGCAAUUUUUGGGAGUUGAUAUAUUCCUUGAGGCUAGGUUUACGUUAUGUUGCCUUGCCUGUCGGCCGUACUAUUGGUUGAGUGUAAGGGAAGAGAUCAAUGGAACUUUGAUUGUGGUGGUGGGUUGAGAGAUAAGGUGCUUGGCUGCGGAUGCCUGGCACUGCUGAUUUGUGUUUUUGACUUUAAACAUGUAAUGGGCUUCUCUUGUCUUGUGAGAUAUACGUUCAUAUAUUUAUUUGUUAAUCUGCCCUUAUUCUUGAA